AUGGCCGCACGCGACACGCCCGAGCGCGCGGUGCCGGAAACCAUCGACCUCGAGCAUGGGACCAAACGCGACCCUUCCCGCGACCGCGUCGCACCGAAUAGUCAGAACUUAGAAGUCGUCGCACCGCACCGCCAGGCCAGUCAUACCCCGCAAUGGAGGAAAAGGUUCAGCGCACGCACGCCGGCGCCCGUCGCUCGCUGGAGCCGCAAGGUUGUCGACUGGGUCAAAGGGCCGAAGCCGCCGGGCAGAUAUACGAUUACGCCUUUUCUUGAGCGCUGGCAGACGCUGCCUGUGCGUCUGCUCGCGCGGCUGCCAGAAUGGAUGCGCAUCUGCGUGUAUGCGGCGACAUGCAUCGUGUGGAUCGUUGUCUUCGCGGUAAUCAUCAGUGACGGCGGGCUUCCGUCUGACAUUGGAGGGUUCGGGGCGCCUGUCAAGCUGUCGUGUGUCAACAACCUGUGGCCUUCUCCAGAGAGCUGCGGACCCGACGGCCGCAACUGCUUCCCCUUCUCCAACGCCUCGUUCGCCUUCGUCUGCCCCGCCGGUUGCUCGAGCGCCCAAGUCCUGAACCCUCGCGCAAUCGGUCCGCAGGUUAUAAACUAUCGAUCCCUGGUGGUUGGCGGCACGCCGGAUGCCCAGGACGAUGGGCUUGUGUAUCGCGGGGACUCGUUCAUAUGCUCAGCGGCCAUCCACGCUGGAGUAAUCAGCGAUGGCAGCGGCGGUUGCGGUGUUCUCUCGUUGGUGGGAGAGCGCGACAGCUUCGGCGCUGUGACACAACAUGGCAUCAGCAGCAUUGGCUUCGACUCGCACUUUCCAAUGUCCUUUACCUUUGGCGAGGCUUCGGCCAAAUGCGAAGACCCGCGCUGGAAUCUGCUGAUCCUCUCGACUAUCUUCACUGCUCUGUUCGGCAUCUUCACCACGAGCCCUGCGACGUUCUUUGCCCCCGUCUUUACGAUUCUGUUCUUCCAGACCGGCAUGGCAUCAGACCCGCCCUCGUACUCAAACUACGCUUCCUUGGCCUCUACAACACUUGGCCGCUUCUUGCCUGCGGCGUUGGCUGCUGCCCUCUUCUAUCAGUUCAGUGUUCGCAAGUCUCUGCGUAAUUGCAGGGCGCAAAUCGAAAAGACCAUACUCUGGGUAGGCGGUGCCUGGGUUGGCGCACUGGGUAAUUAUACAUUUGAGCGUAUACCCAUACAGCGGCUUACAGGAAACGAUAUCCGACAACAGCCCGGUGCUAUCACAGCAUUAGUGAUUAUCGUGCUGAUUUUGUUUGCCGUCGUUUUGUACCAAGCAUGGUGUUUCCGUAAGGAAGGGCGACUGCCACGCUAUCUUGCACUAUACGCUACAUUAGGCCUGGGGCUGGGUAUCCUUGCAGCUAUGCCGAAGCUUACACUUAGGAUACACCACUACAUAAUCGCUCUCCUACUCCUUCCAGGUACUGCGCUGCAGACACGCGUGAGCUUGCUGUGUCAAGGCCUGCUCGUUGGACUCUUCGUCAACGGUAUUGCACGAUGGGAUUUCGACUCUAUACUGCAGACAGCAGCGGCGCUGAGAGGGGAUGGCCAGCUCGGAUCUGGUAUCCCAGCUAUUCUGGAGCCAAUCGUGAAUGGUUCGAGCAUCACAUUCGCAUGGGAGAGUCUACUCCGCGGAUAUCAAGGCGUCAGCGUGGUGGUCAACGAUGUGGAAAGGCACCGGGGCUCUGGUGGAAGCGACACAGGAAACUACACCUGGAGUCGUUCGGAUGACGGGAAAGAUGAGUACUUCAGGUUUGGCUUCAUCAGUUAUCAACUGUUUGGCAACGUAGCAUAUAGCGACUUUACGAGAGCGGGUACGUGGUUCUCGAAUGGGACCUGGUCUGGAAUCCCGCCAGGCCGUACAUGA
Alternaria ventricosa is the source of this 1878-nucleotide messenger RNA. RefSeq lists its product as uncharacterized. The record is from RefSeq and is a predicted model, not a curated record. Bases 1 to 1878 code for a protein of 625 amino acids. NCBI's taxonomy places the organism in Eukaryota, Fungi, Ascomycota, Dothideomycetes, Pleosporales, Pleosporaceae. The transcript is spliced from 2 exons.